AUGUCUGCGCCAGGCAAAGGGUCGCGAUGGGGAGCAUUCCUCUCCUCAGCCUUUGAGGGCGUUGAGAAUCGUCUCGAUAACUUACUUGACGAAGAGCAACAGGCGGCACAAGGAGGGCAGCAGUACGAGCAACAGCAAGGAAUGAAGGCCACGCCUGUACCAUCACCGUCACCGAGUCCUAAACCUACCACUCCUACUGUAGCCCCAAAACCGAAUCGCGCCAAUGACCGUCUACAAGCCAGGCUGGCCAAAGCUAUAGCUUCGCGAACCUCACAAUCCUCCCCACGUAGCUCCAUUGACACAGCUCGUGGCUCUGUGGAUAAAGAACGUCCUUCUAGCACUGAACCUGUCAUCACAAGACAAAGUACCGACACGCCAGAACUUAAGCCAGCUGAGCCCGAGACCCCUACCGAGGUGCCAACUCCCGCAAUCGAGCCACCUUGUCCGCCUGCACAAGAACAGAAUCCGGAAUCUGAAGAAGUCGAAGACAAAGAUAAAAGCGACCAAGAUCUCCGCCGCGAUAUUCCUACACCUAUCAUUGUUGAGCCACCAUCUAAUGUUGAACCUCAAGAUGCUCCAACACAAGAGGUCGCAGACAAGUCUGAAGCGCAGCCGACGCCUACAAACGAUGAACCAGAUACCAGCAAGCCUACCGGGACCCAACAAGCUGCGCAUCCCCCUGUCGAGUCACUGCAGAAGGACCAGGAUACCAGCCAAGCUGACAAAGCUCGAUUGGAAGAGGUCCAAGAGUACAUUGAGCAGAUCGAUUCACUGCAGGCAAAACUGCAGUUUCUAUCCAAAAAUGCUGCGGAUGCCGCUAAGCAAGCAGCAAACUCGGCCGAUGCAGGAAGUGUAGAGAGGAAAUUGGCCGAGAAGGAUGAAAAGAUUGCUCUGUUAAUGGAGGAGGGACAAAAGCUUUCCACUUCGGAACAAAAGUUCCGAACAACUAUACGUAAACUCCGCUCACAGAUCGCCGAAAACGAGAGGCAGGCCAACGAGCUCAAUAAGGACAAGGAAAAGGCUGCUGCCGAGGCCGAGACGCUACGAAGUCGAAUUAGCAGUAAGGAAGAGCAAGAAAGGAGGAAUGAUGAGGUCCGAAAAGCAAGCGCCGCGCUCCAAAAGGAGAUUGAUGUGCUCAAAAAGGACAAGGCAGCAAAAGACGAAGCAUACCGACGGUUGGAGCAACAGUCCAAAGCCAAAGCUGAACAAGUACAGACUGCGCACACUGAGGCUCUAACCAGAGCGUUGGACACCGAAAAGAAGCGACAGAAAGAGCUCGACAACACCAUCGCGACAUUGCGAUCGGAAAAAGAGGCCCUAAUAGAAAAGUUGCGAUUCACGGAGGUGGAGUGGCAAGAAAAGCUGGACCGAGCUGUAGAGCGCGGGCGAAAUGUUGAGGAUGAGUUGAAGUUGGAGCUGAGAGCAGCAGAAGGAAAACUCGAGGCGAUGCGAGUGGCGGCCGAAGAGGCUUCUGCAGGAUCAGGAGGCGACAUCAAGUUGAUACGACACAUUGAGACCCUCCAAUCGCAGUAUGCCUCAGCCAGCGAGAACUGGCAAGGUAUCGAAACCUCACUCUUGACCAAAGCGGCCAACCUGGAAAAGGAGAGGGACGAGACACAACGACGAGAGUCAGAAAUGCGGAAGAAGGCUCGUGACUCGGCCAGUCGCUGUAAGCGUCUCGAAGAUGAACUGCAGGACGUCAGUCCAGCUCUCACCUCGGCUCAUAAGGAGCUCGAGGCCUGUCGCGAGGAGCUUGCUACACUCAGAACCCAACUCACAAGCGCCGAAACAGCACUUGAACAAGCACGUAAUGACAUUGAGAAGCAGCAACGAGCAGCGGCUAGAGAAGCGUCUGCCGAGGCUGAACGAAGGCAAUGGGCAGACGAUGUUGCUACGAGUACGCCCAGGUCCCAGAGCAGACCCGAUUCUCCGUUACUCUCUGUCAGUCGGACCUUUAGUUCAGACUUUAUUGGCCUUCCUGUGCCAGGGAGACAGCCGCGCCGGGUACCUACACCAGGAAGCCAGACCGACAGUGCAGGCGAUGGCUUCUUUUUCGGUCGAAGAAUGUCAAGCCAACCUCCUCGUCCUAGUGCCUUAUCUACUACUGGGCCUAUGAUACCUCCACCGACCCCGUUCUCGCCCUUUGAGCCACCUAGCGAGUCACCACGCGCCGCAUCACCACCACUAGACCGCGAUGAUGGUCUUGAUGACGGUGAUCCCUCACCACCGCGCAACAUGGCCCAAGACAUGGUUUCGGUAUCAACAGUUGGGGCUGGCCCUUCAGUUCAGCUCGUCGAGAGAAUGAGCGCGGCGAUUCGAAGACUAGAAGCCGAGAAGGUGGCUGCAAAGGAAGAGAUGGUCCGUGUAUGCAGCCAGCGAGACGAGGCGCGAUCUGAUAUCGUGAACCUCAUGACGGAGUUGGAAACACAAAAGGGGGCCACAGUGCGGGUGACACAAUUAGAAGAAGAGGUGGAGAACAUCAACUCGCGAUACCAGACUACAUUAGAGAUGUUGGGCGAGAAGUCCGAGCUCGUUGAGGAGUUAAAAGCCGACGUUCAGGACGUCAAGGAUAUGUAUCGCGAGCUGGUGGAACGGACUGUGAUGAAAUAA
Fusarium sp. VM40 is the source of this 2610-nucleotide messenger RNA. Lineage: Eukaryota; Fungi; Ascomycota; Sordariomycetes; Hypocreales; Nectriaceae. The record is from the annotation of a GenBank genome assembly.